GAAAUCUGUUUUGACACUCAGUUUUAUUUCUCUAAGGGAACACAAAAAAACAAAUGAGUGCGCAAAUCAUACUCUGUGAUGGAUUCGAGGUGGUUCCUCCCCCUCUGGAGAUGAACGACUUAAUACUCUUCGGAAGCGACCAAUCUUGUGGCGGCGGAGGCUCAAACUGCGGCGAAUCAACAGUAACCACAGAAGAAGACGGUACUGUUUUCUCCGGUGAUAGCUCACCGGGAUGGCGUGAAACUAAGGUUUUCUCCUUCUACUUCGUCAAGCAGCCUGCUUAUGAUGAUCCCGACAUUAAAUCCAAGAUUAGUGAAGCUGAUUUAGAGAUUUAUCACUGUAAUAAACGGAGAAUUGAUGUCUCCAACGCUCAGAAAUCUCAAAGGGCUGAGAUUGCUUCUUUGUAUGCUCAAAUGGAGAGUUUGGUUGCUAAAUCUCAAGGGUAUGAAGUUGUUUUGGAAGAGAAAAAGAAGGAGUUUGAUUCCCUGCAGGAAGGUCUACGGAAUCAACGGUGCUCUAGCAGUGGUCAGCUUUGCUUUUCAAAGGAGGAACUUGACCAUCUUAUCUAUACAGCAGAUUAUGUGAUUGAAUAUGGAAGCAUUGGUUUGGAAGAAGAACAUUGGCUGCUUAAAGACACCAAGAAGACAAUUCUAAAUGAGGACUCUCUUGCACAGAAAGAAGCUUCCAUACACAGUCUCAAGUUAAUGGCUGUUGAAAUGAAUGAAGUAAAGAAAGAGCUUGAAGCUAUUACAUGGAACAUUCAGGAGUUGAGUGACAAAAUGGGACAGGCUCAGUACAAGAUCAUGGUUUUGGAUGCAGAAAUGGCCUACAUACUUGAACAGAGAGACAAACCCUAUGAAAAGAUUAAGAUGCUGAGGAUACAACGAGACCAAAGGAAUGCUGAGUUUUACCAGAGCAUUGCUGUUAUGAGAAAAGCAAAAGAACUUGCUGCUUUGGGAAACGUUAGAGAUCUUGAACUGUACUCUAGCUCUGAGGUUGAUAGGUUCAUGACUCGUUGGAACAAUGACAAGGCUUAUAGAGAUGAUUACGUGCAAAGAAUCGCACAUUCACUCUGUGAAAGACAGCUGAGCCAAGAUGGGAGGAAUAAAGAUCCUGAAAGUGAAGCUCAGGCUGUUCAGGAAAAGUUGGUUAAGAGUAAAAAGGAAGGUAUGGCUGUUCAUAAAGAAGAUUCCAGCUCAAACUCGUCUCAAGAUGGAGAUGUAAUCACUGAUAAACAUAAGAAAGAAGUGAGGAAGAAGGUGAUAGAGUUCAACAGGUCAAGUGCUGAGGAGAGUGAUGUUAUAGACUUGGAGUUCACGGUGUAUAAGAAUCCGAGAAAAGAAGAAGAAGAGGUUGAUGAAGAAACAUUGAAGGAGAGGAAACGAGAAGAGCAGCUAGAGAAAGCUAGGUUAGCUAUGGAAAGGAAGAGGAAGGUACAAGAGAAAGCUACUGCCAGAGCUGCUAUAAGGGCUCAAAAGGAAGUUGAGAAGAAACUAAAGGAGUGUGAGAAGAAGGCGAAGAAGAGAGCAGCAUCAAACUCUUCUCCUCUUGCCCAAUCACAAGAAGCAAUCAAUGAGCUUGAGAAGGUGAGUACUUUAGCAAUCUCAGGGAAAGAGAAACAGAGAUCAAUGAUUCCAAAGCAGAGGAGUUUCAGGUACAAACACCGUGGAAGAGGAACCGAAGCUCUCCCUAAAGCUAUCCUAAACCGUAGAAAGGCUCACAAAUAUUGGGUUUGGGGACUUUCUUCUGCUGCACUUGCUCUUGUGCUCGUCCUUGCGUUUCUACUUUUACGGUGAAAUGAGGCAAGGAAAGAGACAGUAAAAAGGUUUUUGACUAUGCCUAAUUGGAGAAAGAGAGGUAUAGUGAGUGAAGGAGGAACUGAUUCAGGACUUUCAAAGGUAGCUUAUAGAUCUUUUUGAGCUUCAUAACCUUAGAUGUUAACUUAUUAUGUUUCUGUCUAUUUAGAGAACUGUCUGAAAAAAAGAAAAGACAUCCUAAUUGUCAGUGGGAGCUUGUGAGAGUUCAUGGAGACCUCCUGCUGAUCUUUUAAGUGAAUGGUUGAUGAUUGCAACCACUUUAUAGUCUUAAUGUUUACAUCUCCUGAUAAACUGUAACAAUCCCAGUAAAACUCAGUUUACAUGUCUCAUUACAUCUGUCAGCAGAGCUAAAUCAUCUUCAG
Molecule: messenger RNA, 2179 nt
Organism: Eruca vesicaria subsp. sativa (arugula)
Lineage: Eukaryota; Viridiplantae; Streptophyta; Magnoliopsida; Brassicales; Brassicaceae
Source: the annotation of a GenBank genome assembly